Molecule: messenger RNA, 423 nt
Organism: Lathyrus oleraceus (garden pea)
Lineage: Eukaryota; Viridiplantae; Streptophyta; Magnoliopsida; Fabales; Fabaceae
Exons: 1
Coding region: 1-423 (140 amino acids)
Source: RefSeq, a predicted model, not a curated record
AUGUUGGAGUUGUUGAAAGAGAAGAAAUCAUAUGCUAAGUUAUCUAAGUGUGAUGGUAUUGCGGUUGAUUCUUCAAAGGUUGAUGAUAUGUUUGAGUGGGAGACUCUGAAGUCUAUUACAAAUAUUAGAAGUUUCCUUGGGUUAGCUGGUUAUUACCGCAGAUUCAUAGAAGUUUUUUCGAAGUUGGUAGUUCCUUUGACUCAGUUGACUCGAACGGGUCAAGCGUGUGUGUGGGAUUUUGCUUGUGAAUGGAUUUUUGUAGAACUCAAGAAAAAGUUGACGACUUAUCCAUUUUUGAUUCCUUCGAGUACAACCGGACCUUUUGUUAUGUAUUGUGAUGCUUCCAAGAUGGGUCAAGGUGGUGUGUUGAUGCAGAAUGGACAAGUUCUUGCUUAUGCAUCACGACAACUUAGAGUUCAUUAG